UCUUGAUGUGUUUUCGCAUUGGCUUAAGAUCAGUCGGAUGUCCGUGAUGGUAAAACUGUGAUCCAUGCUAAGCCGUCUUUCUGUACUUUUCUUGUGCCCUUGUAUUUGUGAAAAGCCAAACAUUGUAAAAAAGAAUGACGGUUCUGAGCGAUGCGGAAAAGAAAGGCCAGGCAGAUCAAAAUAAUGAGAAAGAAGAGGACCUCAUGGACCUUGUAGGAGGUGAUGGACCUUGGCAAAGGUGGCUUUUUCUUGUGAUCCUGUUAUGCCCCAUUCCAGAUGCUGCCCACAACAUGUCCAUGUCCUUUUUUGCUCCUAAUAUAGAUUACUGGUGCCAACGACCACCUGAUCUAAACAUCAGCGUAGAAGAGUGGAAAACCCUUGCUCUGCCUGCAGAUGAUCAGCAUUGCUCUAGGUACAAGCAUAUUAACUUAACCCACAUUCACAAAAAAUCGUUUUACCACAAUGACUCAAAUAAUCCAACGAUACCUUGUGAUUCGUGGGAAUUUGAUGAUUCUGUCUACAAAUCCACUGUCCUUGGGAAAUUCAACUUGGUUUGUAGCAGGGAAUGGCUUAUUUCGAUGUCUAAAGCAAUAUUCAUUGCCGGGUACUUCGUAUCGAACACUAUAUUUGGUUUCCUUUCUGACAAAAUUGGAAGAAGGCCAGUCGUUGUCUUAAGCGAUGUUAUUGCAGUUAUAGCAGCCAUUGCUUGUGUUUUUUCAACCUCAUACCACAUGUUCGUUUUGUGCCGGUUUUUCAUCGCUGCUGGGGUUUUGGGCGUGGACAACACAAUGUUUGUCUUACUGAUGGAAAUCAUUGGUCCAAGAAAUAGGUCAGUUUACGGCAUAGCAGCUCAGAGUGGAUGGGGUGUUGGCUGCGCUCUUUUAACAAUCUUUGCUUGGUACUUCAGAGACUGGGUCUGGAUACAUCUUGCAAUUACAGUGCCUUCCAUUAUACUUCUCUCAAGCUGGUGGAUAUUUCCAGAAUCGCCCCGCUGGUUGUUAACCCACGGAAAAACGGAUGAAGCAUUGAAAAUACUCACUGAAGCUGCAAAGAGAAAUGGAAAGACUUCUAAUAUCACAGAAGCCAAGAUUAAGGAUUUUGUAGCAAAGGCAAGCAAGGAACAGAAAUCUAAAAAUUCAAGUGGCAACAUCCUUCAAUUAUUCAAGCCAGGAUUGCUGCGGAGUACUCUUAUAGUGUUUUUUCUUUGGUCUGUGAAUGGGUUCAUCUACUACGGGAUAUCUUACAACACAAACGACUUAGCCGGAGAUGCUUUUCUUAACUUUGCCAUCUGCGGUGUGAUAGAGAUCCCAGCGCAGUUCAUGACAUUGUUUGUAAUCCAAUCGAAAGGCAGGAGAAAUCCAUUAGCAAUCAGCUUAGCAGCAGCAGGUGUAUCCUGUCUGCUCGUAUACAUCAUUCCAAAAGAUCCCGCCUGGGCAAGCGAAGCCCUCAUGUUAGUUGGAAAAUUCUGCGUGACGGCUUCCUUUAGCAUAAUUUAUAUAUUCACAGCUGAAAUCUUCCCAACGACUGUCAGAAAUGCUGGACUAGGAGCAGCAUCGGUCAGCGGCCAAAUCGGGUCAAUAGCAGCACCAUUCAUGAGAGAACUCGGAAGAACUACGCAUCCUAUGGUCCCACACAUAGUUUAUGGAAUCCUAGCAGCAGCAGGCAGUGGCCUAGUUCUACUUCUGCCAGAAACAAAUAAUUGCAUUGUGCCAGAUACAUUACAAGAAGCAACAGAUAUCAACAGGUGAUGAUGAGGGUUGCUGUCAUUAAUGUAUAUAAAAACCUGACUUAAUUAACUAGAACUUGUUGAUAUGAUAAAGUUUAAAAUGCCAAAAAAAUGUCCUUAUGUAAUAUUAUCAAAUAAAGUAUACAAACAAUAUCAA
Molecule: messenger RNA, 1883 nt
Organism: Argiope bruennichi
Lineage: Eukaryota; Metazoa; Arthropoda; Arachnida; Araneae; Araneidae
Product: organic cation transporter protein-like
Exons: 11
Coding region: 135-1748 (537 amino acids)
Biological process (GO): transmembrane transport
Cellular component (GO): membrane
Molecular function (GO): transmembrane transporter activity
Source: RefSeq, a predicted model, not a curated record